AAUAGCAGAUAACAGCUGUUAUCUAUGAUCUGACUCCUGACAUCCGCUUGUACUCUAACCUAUGCGAAGUUAGUCAAAAAUCAAAAUCAACAAUCAACAACCAACAAUACUUAAUACUACCGCAUGAGUUUUAUUUAAUAAUAAUAUUUGUAAAUCCUGUACAAAACAAUUCAAGACACUUAAACUUUUUCAGUUAUUUGUCAGAUAAGAUUUUUAAAUAGGAAACAAUGUCUAUCAACAUUGAAGGAACAUUUGUGUCACAAAAAAUUAAUAAAAUUCGAUGGAUACCUGAAGAAUAUGUGGAAACUAAACACUUUUUUACUGGCAGUUGGGACGACGAUGAAAACUCUGUAAAAGUUUGGACAUUUGAGAGUGUCCAUGAUGAUGAAAAUGUGGAAAAUCCGCGCGAGUUGUCAGAAUAUAAAGUGGCGGGAGAUGUUACGGAAAUAAAGCUAACUGAUAAAAACAAAAUUGCUGUGUCUUUAUCCAACGGGGAAGUAAGGUUGCUAGAGAUCAGUGCUUACGAAAGAAACAGCCCACUGAGAGAAAUAUACACAUGGAGCAAAUUACAUCAUAUUAAUUCCGAAAGAUGUUCUUGUACUGCCCUGGACACCUUUGAAGGUGAUAUAGUAACUGUAGGUGAAGAUGAGAAAGUGAACAUACUCAACGGCAGAAGGGGGGAUGUAACUAGAUCAAUUUCAGAUACUGACAGUUGUUCUAUUCAUUCUGUCUGUUUUCUUAAAUUAAAUGAGGUCAUAACAGGAAAUCUAAGAGGACAUAUGAAGAUUUGGGAUAUCAAAAGAGAUAGCAACAAACCUGUGGCGUCAUUCCAUUUUCCUGGCGAAGAAGUGGCAGCAACCUGCAUUGUCCAACAUCCAACUCAACCGCAUAUAAUUUUAGCUGGUAGUGAAUGUGGCUCUUUGGCAGUAUGGGAUUUACGUAUGAACAAAUUCCCUACUUCCCAAUUAAGUGCACAUUCAUCCGGUGUUACUGAAAUGCAAUUUCAUCCAGAAAACCCAAACAAAUUAAUAACAUGCUCGUUGUAUGGUGAUGUAUGGGACUGGAAUAUGGAAUCAUUGACAAAGAAAUCUGGUGAUAGCUAUGUACCCCUAGAUGACAAAGCUACAAUGAAUGUGACCUCGCUAAUCCCCACUUUACAUAAGGCAGUUAAUUCAAUCCACUGUAGUAAAGGAAGAGUAUUGUGUGCUGCUGAUAAUGAAGCCAUAUAUCUGAUCAAAAAUCUGAAAUAUUAGUUCUUCUUGUUAUAUAUAUGAGUUUGUUUUAAGAAAACAUAAAUUAAAAA
Molecule: messenger RNA, 1303 nt
Organism: Pieris brassicae (large cabbage white)
Lineage: Eukaryota; Metazoa; Arthropoda; Insecta; Lepidoptera; Pieridae
Gene: Nup43
Product: nucleoporin Nup43
Exons: 3
Coding region: 228-1253 (341 amino acids)
Cellular component (GO): nuclear pore outer ring
Molecular function (GO): protein binding
Source: RefSeq, a predicted model, not a curated record